UAGUAGCCUCCACAUAUUUGUCGUCUUGUACCAUUUAUCUCCAUAUCCCAUCUCUUAAACAUGGCGCCUUUCACUUCUCAUUCCCAUUACCGCAACAUCCUUCUCAUCGCCUUCCUCUUCCUCGUCAGCACAUGCAACGUGGCAGCCAGGGCAUCCUCGAGCUCCGAUCUGGCGGCUCGGCUACUGAAACUGGACGGCGGCGUCGACGUGCUGGGAGACUCUAGUCGAGCUGCACGCGUGCACGGAAGAGGUAAUACUGUUCUUCGUCAACGGCGAGACGACUCACUUGGGGAAGCGUUGUUGCCGGGCCACCCGCACGAUUACGGAGCACUGCUGGCCGUCGAUGAUGGAGUCGCUUGGGCUCACCACCGAGGAAGGUGAUAUCCUCAACCGCUACUGCAAAACGACAACUAGCACUGUUUUUUCUUCGCCUCCUCCUCCGCCGCAGGUGGUGGUGGUGACGCCGCCGCUGGCUGCGGUGGUGUCCGCUUUCGGAGGCUGAUUAAUAAUAAUAAUAAUAAUUA
Molecule: messenger RNA, 524 nt
Organism: Linum trigynum
Lineage: Eukaryota; Viridiplantae; Streptophyta; Magnoliopsida; Malpighiales; Linaceae
Source: the annotation of a GenBank genome assembly